Cariama cristata (Red-legged seriema) is the source of this 824-nucleotide messenger RNA. RefSeq names its product SH3 and cysteine-rich domain-containing protein-like. Lineage: Eukaryota; Metazoa; Chordata; Aves; Cariamiformes; Cariamidae. The annotation marks the transcript as partial. Gene Ontology annotation, molecular function: transmembrane transporter binding. Gene Ontology annotation, biological process: positive regulation of protein localization to plasma membrane; skeletal muscle contraction; positive regulation of voltage-gated calcium channel activity. The transcript is spliced from 9 exons. The record is from RefSeq and is a predicted model, not a curated record. Gene Ontology annotation, cellular component: extrinsic component of cytoplasmic side of plasma membrane.
GGACAAACGCUAAGCACGGACUGCGCUGUAAGGCUUGUAAGAUGAGCAUCCACCACAAGUGUGCAGACAGUAUCGGACAACAGCGUUGCAUGGGCAAGCUGCCAAAGGGAUUUCGACGGUACUACAGCUCACCACUACUCAUUCAUGAACAGUUUGGCUGCAUCAAAGAAGUGAUGCCUAUUGCCUGUGGAAAUAAGGUUGACCCUGUGUAUGAAACUCUCCGCUUUGGGACUUCCUUAGCCCAGAAAACUAAGAAGGGCAGUUCUGGAAGUGGGUCUGAUUCUCCCAACAGAAACUCUACAGCUGACCUGGCAGAAGUUCCCGAGGAAGGCGAUAGCUCUGCAGGCACCCUUGACAUAAGCAGGAAACGCAGCAACAGCGUGUUUACAUACUCCGAAAAUGGCACAGAACACUUUGGAGAAGAACCAAAAAGUAUACAUUCCCCGGGACCUUUUUAUAAAAGCACGUUACAAAUGAGCACCUAUGUUGCCUUGUACAAAUUUGUACCACAAGAAAACGAAGACUUGGAGAUGAGGCCAGGGGAUAUGAUCACUCUUCUGGAAGACUCAAAUGAAGACUGGUGGAAGGGGAAAAUUGAUGACAGAACUGGAUUUUUUCCUGCUAACUUUGUUCAAAGAGUGCAGCAGGAUGAGAAGAUUUACAGGUGUAUCAGGACAUUCAUUGGCUGCAAGGAACAGGGGCAGAUCACUCUGAAAGAGAACCAGAUUUGUGUGACUUCUGAAAAGGAACACGACGGCUUUAUCAAAGUAUACAGUGGGAAGAAGAAAGGCUUUGUCCCCAUAGACGUCCUAGAAAACAUCUGA